Molecule: messenger RNA, 963 nt
Organism: Otolemur garnettii (small-eared galago)
Lineage: Eukaryota; Metazoa; Chordata; Mammalia; Primates; Galagidae
Gene: CA6
Product: carbonic anhydrase 6
Exons: 8
Coding region: 4-963 (319 amino acids)
Molecular function (GO): zinc ion binding; carbonate dehydratase activity
Source: RefSeq, a predicted model, not a curated record
GCCAUGAGGGCCCUGGUGCCUCUUCUGUCUCUGCUUCUCCUGGGCACCCAGGCCCAGCAUGGGUCUGAGUGGACCUACUCAGAGGGGGCGCUGGAUCAAGCACACUGGCCCAAGGAAUACCCCGCCUGCGGGGGGAAGAGACAGUCACCCAUCAACCUGCAGACAAGGAAGGUGCAUUACAACCCCUCCCUGAAAGCGCUCAACCUGACGGGCUACGACACCCAGGAGGGAGAGUUCUCCAUGGUUAACAACGGCCACACAGUUCAGAUCAGCCUGCCCCCUACCAUGCACCUGAGGGCCCCGGAUGGCACCAAGUACAUAGCCCAGCAGAUGCACUUUCACUGGGGAGGCGGAUCCUCGGAGAUGAGCGGCUCUGAGCACACUGUCGAUGGGGCCAGACAUAUGUCCGAGAUUCAUGUUGUUCACUACAAUUCUAAAUACCAGAGCUACGAUAUCGCCAAAGACGCACCGAAUGGUUUGGCCGUGAUGGCAGCCUUCAUUGAGGUGAAGGAUCACACUGAAAACACUUACUAUGAUGACUUCAUUUCUCAUUUGGCCAACAUCAAGUAUGCAGGACAAAGCACAACCCUGACUGGCCUGGACAUUAAGGACAUGCUGCCGGUGGACCUUGCGCACUACUUUAGCUACAAUGGGUCGCUCACCACACCUCCCUGUACUGAGAACGUCCACUGGUUUGUUAUGGCAGAUUACGUCAAGCUCUCCAAGGAGCAGAUUUUGAAGCUAGAAAGUUCCUUAUUGGAUCACCGUAACAAGACCAUCCGCAACGAUUAUCGCAGGACCCAGCCCCUAAACGACAGAGUCGUGGAAGCCAACUUCCUGCACCUCCCUAAUCAGGAGUGUGCCCAGCUGCAGUCUUACCUAAGCAAGAUCGACAAAGACCUCCAGUCCAUAAAAAAAUGUAAUAAAAAGAAGAAGAAAGUUAGGAGAGUAUACUAUUAUUAA